GGAAGCGGUGCGGCGGGAUGGCGGCGGCCGCAGCAGCGGCUGAGAGGGCCGGGGCCGAGCCGCCCCCAGCCUGUCCCAGCGGCGCGGACAGCGGGAACGUCUCCCAGAGCCACAGCAGCGCCUCCGGCCUCGGGGAGCCGGAGGACGAGGACGCUUGGGAAGCGUCGCUCGGCGCCACCGCCGCCGCUUAUUCCGCCUACCUGCUGGCCGACCGCAGCCUCUUCAGCGAGCAGAUAGAAAGCUUAGACAAGAGUCUAGAGGAUUUGCUGACCAGAGUGGAUGAAUUUGUGGGAAUGCUGGACAUGAUUCGAAGUGAUUCCUCUCAAGUUGUCAAUGAAAGUAUACCUCAAAUUUACACAAAAGCUACAGAAAUGAGACAGAUAUACAGGAAGAUUGACAAACUAGAGGCAUUUGUGAAGAUGAUUGGAAACAGCGUAUCUGAACUGGAAGAACGGGUCAUAAAGGCAGAAACAGAUCUUGGAGCUUUUCCAAGCACAUUCAAGAAAAUCUUGCACACAAUCAGCAUACCAUCUUUCCUUAAUAAAUCGUCUUCCUCACGACAACGACAGGCCCUUUAUGAACCUCCAGUCCUCUUCAAGACUGAAGACUAUUUUCCAUGUCUUAAUGAAGCACCUUAUUGAUGAUUUUUACUUUGGGAUUGAUAUGAGUCAGCCAGAACAGAAACAGCCAAGUGAACAAAAGAAAUGCUAACCUCAAAAUAGCUGCAUUUCUGAGCAUUAUUGAUGGCAUAUUGCCAUUCUGAUUCUCAUUGUCUUCCUUCAGGCAGUAUUUUCAGGUAAUCUUUCUUUGUGUACAUUAUUUCAAAGGUCUUCCUUAAACACAGUAUAAAUUUUCAUAUUAUCUUGGGGAAGGAACUUAAGAAUACUUCUGCAUUUUUGUUUUUAAAUAGGGGAAUAAUAGGAAACAUAUGUUACAUAUAAAUCUUUUAACACAAAUACCUGUGCUGCUGCAAGUGUAAAAAGCUAUAUGACAAGGAUGGGUUUUUUUGGUUUUUGUUGUGCUGCUUUUUUUUUUUUUUUCCUAAUGUACUGAUUGAAGUGAAAGAAAAACUGCAUAAAAUCGUGUACUCCCGUGUUUUGGAACCUGGUCCCUGCAGUUUGUCCAGAGAAAUGCACCACAUUGGGAUGUACAAGUUGCAGGGGGAGGACUUGGAAGAUCAGCGAGGAGUCAAGGAGGUGGCUCGAUGCUUUGUGAGCUGGGACUAGAUCAUGUGCAAACAUCAGGCCCCCACUGAUGUUCCUUAGGUCACAGUGACCUGAGCUUCUAAUUAUUGCAGCGUUGUAUUGUUUGAUGUGUAAUCAGGUGGCCAUGAUAUGUGUGUGUGUGUAUUUAUAUAUCAAACCUGCUGUCAAGAAGUAUCUAAGUUGAGGCAGGGAUGUCUCCCUGGGCUGAGCCUCUAUUGGGCACCUGACCAGGCUGCCCACUUUUCCCCUGCAACCCUCCCUGCGGUCAUUGGGGCUCCCCGUGCUGAUUGCAGUGUGAGUAUGUUAUCAAUAAACGAAUAGCUGUCUAA
This is a messenger RNA of Calidris pugnax (ruff), 1534 nucleotides long. It is a transcript of the gene BLOC1S4, whose product is annotated as biogenesis of lysosomal organelles complex-1, subunit 4, cappuccino. The record is from RefSeq and is a predicted model, not a curated record. NCBI's taxonomy places the organism in Eukaryota, Metazoa, Chordata, Aves, Charadriiformes, Scolopacidae. Bases 18 to 641 code for a protein of 207 amino acids. The transcript is spliced from 5 exons. Gene Ontology annotation, cellular component: BLOC-1 complex.